This is a messenger RNA of Cherax quadricarinatus, 3748 nucleotides long. RefSeq names its product tubulin folding cofactor D (gene TBCD). Gene Ontology annotation, molecular function: GTPase activator activity; beta-tubulin binding. The record is from RefSeq and is a predicted model, not a curated record. Lineage: Eukaryota; Metazoa; Arthropoda; Malacostraca; Decapoda; Parastacidae. Gene Ontology annotation, biological process: post-chaperonin tubulin folding pathway; adherens junction assembly; microtubule cytoskeleton organization. Gene Ontology annotation, cellular component: lateral plasma membrane.
CGCCUUGUGGUGGCCCUGUGCACCUAGGGCAGCAAGUUUUGUUGUCUUGUGGAAUAUUAUGAGACAAUGGUGUAAAUUUUGAGAGCAGCGACACACUUGAGCAUUACUUCUGAUCCAGCAGGUUGUGAUACUUCGAGUUGUGCAUUGCAUGGUGUGUGGUGGAUGAGUGAGAGGUGGAUGAGUGUGCAGACUUAUCUCAAAGCUAGCAAUGGCAGUUGAUGAACUGAUGGAGAUUCCCGGGACCAAUGAGGAGUUGGGGAGACCAGAGGAUGAUAUGGGUAUAUCUUACUCUCUCGACAUGUUUCGUGAACAUGAAGAAGUGCAACAGAUGCUGAGCUCCAUAGAAAAAGCAGUUGAAAACCAGUUCACUGCUGAAAAAGCUUUCGAAACUUUGAAGACAAUCUUAGAUUAUUAUCAGGAACAACCUCAUCUCUUAGACCCACACCUGGAGGGGAUUCUCACGCAGUUGGUGAAAAUUACACGCAAUCCAAACAACAAAAAUGAAGUCAUUAGUCAGGCUUUUAAAUACCUCUGGCUUGUCAUCAAAGUUCGUGGUUACAAAACUAUUGUCAGAAAGCUUCCUCAUGAGGUUAAAGACCUUCAUCCAGUUCUGGAAAUGCUGGAAACCCCAGAAGGUAGCUCAGAUUUUUAUGAAAGCUAUGUUCUCCUACUAUGGUUGUCCAUCAUCGUCUAUAUGCCUUUCAAUAUGAUGGGCUUUGACACUACAGCAGUUGCUGAGAGUCAGCACACUGGAGCAAGUGUUGUUGACAGGAUAUUUACUGUUAUCAAAACCCAUCUGAAGUCUGGCCAGAAGUCAAAUGAGAUGGCAGCCUAUCUGGCAUCGAGGUUUAUUACAAGGCCUGACUUAAAAGACCGUUAUCUGCCAGAAUUUUUAAACUAUUCUUUUGAGGUACUAGAAAAUGCCUCGCAAGCAGAUGUACAUGGUGUAUUCCACAAGCUAGGAGUUCUACGAGCUAUGGGUUUGAUUUUCAAGCAUGGGAAACGAGAGGAACUGUUCCCCUUCUCCCAGGAUGUCUUGUCACGUCUCAUAAAGUGUCAAGUAACCACCAGCAGUGAUGCUCCCAUCAGGAAAUUGGCCAUGAAGCUCAUUCAGCGCAUUGGGCUGACAUUUUUGAAACCAAGAGUAGCAGCUUGGAGGUACCAGCGGGGAAGCCGAAGCCUUGCUAUGAAUGUCCAAGGGGCAACCUCUGAGGGUGAGACAGCACAUGAGAAAGUGGAGGAGGAAGAGGAGGACGAGGUGGCUGGAGAGAUUGAGGAGGUCAUAGACUGCUUAUUACAAGGCCUUAAAGAUAAAGAUACAGUAGUCAGAUGGUCUGCAGCCAAGGGUAUUGGUCGUGUGACGGGUCGCUUACCUCAAGAAUUUGGAGAUGAAGUUGUUGGAGCUCUACUGGAACUGUUCUCUACGAGGGAGUCUGAUAAAGCUUGGCAUGGAGGAUGUCUUGCAUUAGCAGAACUAGCCCGCCGUGGUUUGCUGCUGCCUGAACGUUUGCCAGCUGUUGCACCAGUAAUAGAUAAGGCCCUUGUCUAUGAUGAGCUCAGAGGACAGUGUUCUGUGGGUUCUAAUAUACGGGAUGCAGCUUGCUAUUUGUGUUGGGCAUUUGCUCGUGCCUACCACCCAGACCAGAUGACCACUUAUGUUAAGCAGCUUGCUACUGGACUUUUGAUAGUGGCACUGUUUGACAGAGAGAUUCCUUGCCGGAGGGCUGCAUCUGCUGCCUUCCAAGAGCAUGUUGGACGUCAAGGAACAUUUCCCCAUGGCAUUAAGCUUCACACAAUGGUUGACUACUUUGCUGUUGGGAACCGCUCAAAUUCAUUUCUCAAUCUAAGUGUUGAUGUUGGCAGGUACCCAGAAUAUACACAAGCUCUCAUAGACCACUUGGUUGACAAGAAGGUCAACCACUGGGACUCUGCUAUAAGGGAACUUGCUGCUAAGGCACUUCAUAAUUUAACUCCUUUGGCCCCUGAGUAUAUGAGUAAGACAGUUGCACCACAGCUACUGGAUCAGUCCACAGGCUCAAUCUUAGUCACAAGACAUGGCUCUAUAUUAGCACUGGCAAAUAUCACACUUGCUCUCUCUCUUGUGGCUAGUAAGGAAGGCAAAUCUCUGAAAGACAUCUUGGGUCAAGAGAUAUUGGAUGGCAUUGCUAAGAUAGUACCUACGUUAGAAGAAAGAAAGCUUUUUCGUGGAAUGGGAGGAGAGUACAUGAAGCAGGCAACAUCAGUGAUGAUAGAAAAGUGUUCUCUGGCUGCAGCACCAUUUCAUGGCCACAAAGUACUUGAUUAUUGGCAUAAUCUUUUAGAAGACUGUAUAGUUUACAUUGAUGAAAAUAUCCGUACAUCUGCUUUGGAGGCGCUCUCUCCAUUUUGGGCCACAUACUUUGAACCCACAUCAGAAGAAAGACAAAAAUGGAGAGAUGAACUCGUCACAAGAUACACUCAAGCACUUAACACAACUAAGGAGAUACAUAGUUUAGGCUUUGCAGCAGCACUUGGUUGCCUUACACGUGUUCUGGUAGUAGGUAAAUUUGACAUUGUGCUAAAAGCCCUAAUUAAUGCUACAGAAAUAACACCUGGAACAGAAAAUUGGGCACAGACAAGGAAGGAAGCAAUCAAUUCAAUCUUGAGACUGGUGGAAACUGUUGGUAUUAAAAAAGGUGGGAAAGCAUGUGAACAUGUUUGUGAAGGCAAUCUACCAAGCAUCUAUGAGGCUCUACUGAAGAGUUUAGAUGACUACACAAUGGACCGCAGGGGUGACAUUGGUGCUUGGGUCAGAGAGGCAGCUAUAUCAGCAUUACAGGCCUUAACUUUAGCAGUUGUUAUGGAGAAUGACAGUUUGUUAACUGAGGAGAUUGUUGGAGACAUGAUGUCUCGUAUUUGCCAACAAGCAGUAGAAAGAAUAGACAGAACACGAAAAGUGGCUGGAUCAGCAUUUGCUACUCUUCUCUACAGCUCACCAAAACUACCAUACAUACCUAACUUAAAGGAACUGGAAACCAUUUUUCCAAAGGAAGCAUGCGAUAUAAUGAAUUGGGCAUCAGAAAAGGCUACAUUUCAUAUAUUCAUUCAGCUUUUGGACUUCCCGGCUUAUAGGACUCGAGUCCUAUUGGGAAUCACUUACUCGGCUGGAGGGAUCUCUGCAAAUUUGUCACGAUACACAAGUGAAGCCAUACACAGCUAUUUGAAUGCUCGAGCAGAGAAAACAGACUUUCUCUCAUCCUUCUUGGAAACAAUCCUACAGUUGUUUGUAGCUUAUCAGAAAGUGGAUCGAAUCACACUCCCUUUAAUCAAAACUGUAGGAGACUUGUUAAGUUCUUCAGCAAUUCUUGAUCCGGUACUCGAACAAGAUGAAAUAUACACUUCUAGGCUCAUUACCGUCUUAAAAAAAGAGUGUUUUAAGUCUACAGAUUACCACAAGCUGGCAGCAGUGAUCACUGCUCUAUGCGAGUUAUUGAGAAUGAACAGCAGUGCAACAAGGUCCUGCCUCACCCAGCUCUCACUCUUCUUAGGAUAUCAGUAUCCCAAAGUUCGAACAGUUACUGCAACCAGUUUACUAACUGCAAUACAAGAUUAUUGUGAUCAAGAAAUUGUUCCUGAAGAACAUCUAGAGGAAGUCACCAAUAUUUUAGAGGAGACAGAGUGGAUGGAUAAUAUUGAGGAAGCCCGAAAACAGCGUAAUCGGCUUUGUGAAUUGCUUGGAAUUCCUCCUCCACAGACCAAAAAACAUUAA